AUGUUUGGUGCUCCCUUUUUUGCAACAUUUUGUCCGCACCGAAAUAACUCGUCAUCAGGUUGUCUCAGCUUCUUUGCUCCAGCUCCAAGUCAGUGCGCUUCAAAUUUUUCAACGCUAUCAAUGAAUGCCGGUUCUUCAAGAUUCGGGGGGUACUCGUGCAAGCUAUGUCCGCCCAAGCAUGCUCGUCUCCAUGCCCUGUUGACCACCAUUUAG
Messenger RNA from Pochonia chlamydosporia 170, 213 nucleotides. RefSeq lists its product as hypothetical. Lineage: Eukaryota; Fungi; Ascomycota; Sordariomycetes; Hypocreales; Clavicipitaceae. The record is from RefSeq and is a predicted model, not a curated record. The transcript has a single exon. The coding region runs from base 1 to 213 and encodes 70 amino acids.